AACCAAUUCAACCAACAACAGCAAUCUACUGCAAAGUCCCCAGGUCUGUUACUCCAGCAAUAUGUCGAAAGCAGCAGUAACACAAGUGGUGAAAAUCCUGGUACCAGCAGGCAAGGCCACCCCAUCACCGCCCGUCGGUCCGGCAUUAGGAGCCCGAGGUGUCAAAGCCAUGGAUUUUUGUAAAGAAUUCAACGCCCGGACGGCUCACCUAAAACCUACUGUCCCUGUACCGACGAGCAUAACUAUCAAUCCGGAUCGAACCUUUUCCUUCUCCUUCCGAACCCCACCCGUCGCCCACCUCCUCCGCACCGCAGCCUCGAUCGACAAGGGCUCCACCGCACCUCCUUCUCAUACCUCUCGGACGCUCCGAGCGGCAACUUCAGGAUCCACAGCAGGCGGACAAGCUCCGGCUUCCGUAGCAGCCAAGGGGGGCGCCACGAGCGUACCCGGGGGAGGGUUCGUAGGCAAGGUCUCCGUCAAGCAGGUCUAUGAGAUUGCUAAGAUCAAGAUGGAGGACGAGGAUUUGAAGGUCUUGGGUCUAGAGCGGGUGGCGAGGAGUGUGGUAGGGAGUGCGAGGAGUAUGGGGUUGGAGGUCGUACCAUGAGAGGCGGUACAAUGGGGAUAUAGAGAAGGUCGAAGAUGGUCAAGAGAGAAAGAGAGAGAAAGACUCAUCAAGCUAGGGUGAUUUGUACGAUAGAGUGUAAUGCACAGCGCCCACAUCAUCUUCAUCGCAUUGCUAGAUAAGGUACCACCUCAUCAUCUCAUUGCGUCUGUGAGCUUGCUGUGGUCGUGUAGGCGGUCAAGGUCGAUCGACUCGUCUGAAGGGCGAAGCGGGAUCAUCGCUGCAGGUGUUCGCGCUCACGACCAACUUACCGAGCUCGAGCAUAUUCAUAACCUCGAGUCAUGCGCGAGUCACCAAUCC
Molecule: messenger RNA, 922 nt
Organism: Filobasidium floriforme
Lineage: Eukaryota; Fungi; Basidiomycota; Tremellomycetes; Filobasidiales; Filobasidiaceae
Product: 60s ribosomal protein l19, mitochondrial precursor
Exons: 3
Coding region: 62-604 (180 amino acids)
Biological process (GO): translation
Cellular component (GO): mitochondrial large ribosomal subunit; ribosome
Molecular function (GO): structural constituent of ribosome; large ribosomal subunit rRNA binding
Source: RefSeq, a predicted model, not a curated record